Messenger RNA from Xiphias gladius (swordfish), 2970 nucleotides. It is a transcript of the gene atxn3, whose product is annotated as ataxin 3. NCBI's taxonomy places the organism in Eukaryota, Metazoa, Chordata, Actinopteri, Istiophoriformes, Xiphiidae. Gene Ontology annotation, molecular function: cysteine-type deubiquitinase activity. The record is from RefSeq and is a predicted model, not a curated record. Gene Ontology annotation, cellular component: nucleus. Gene Ontology annotation, biological process: protein deubiquitination. Bases 1 to 1059 code for a protein of 352 amino acids. The transcript is spliced from 11 exons.
AUGUUUGACAGAAAGCUGAAUAUGGAUUCUAUAUUUCAUGAGAAACAAGAGGGCUCUCUGUGCGCCCAGCACUGCCUCAACAACCUCCUGCAGGGUGAGUACUUCACUCCUGUGGAUCUGUCCUCCAUCGCUCAUCAGCUUGAUGAAGAGGAGAGGAUGAGGAUGGCAGAGGGAGGUAUGGCCAGUGAGGAGUACAGGACCUUUUUACAGCAACCAUCUGGGAACAUGGACGACAGUGGGUUCUUUUCAAUACAAGUUAUUAGCAAUGCUCUUAGAGUUUGGGGCUUGGAACUAAUCCUCUUCAACAGCCGGGAAUACCAGAGCUUGAUGAUAAAUCCAAUAAAUGAGAAAGCCUUCAUUUGCAACUACAAGGAGCACUGGUUUACUAUACGCAAACUUGGGCAACAGUGGUUUAACCUGAAUUCACUGCUGACUGGACCAGAGUUGAUAUCAGACACCUAUUUAGCCCUUUUUCUUGCACAGUUACAACAAGAAGGUUAUUCCAUAUUUGUGAUCCGAGGAAACCUCCCUGAGUGUGAAGCAGAGCACAUCCUUCGGAUCAUGAGAGUGCAGCAGCAGCAGCGACCCAGGCUCAUUGGAGAAGAUGAGGCCCAGACAAGUGCAGGCAGGUCAGCAGCUCUGGGCCAGACAGAGAUGGGCUUUGGUGUGGAGGAUGAAGUUGUAGAUGAAGAUGAAGAACUGAAGAGAGCCUUGGCACUCAGUAGACAGGAUAUAGAUGUGGAAGAUGAAGAGGCUGAUCUUCGCAGGGCCAUACAGCUCAGCAUGCAAGGAGCAGUGAUGAGCAACAAGUCUUCAGAGGCUGAAGUGGGAAAUGUGAAAUCAGGCAGCCAGGCAGCAGGGAGUGCUCCAGGAGGACAAAGAGAAAGCCAAAAUGAAACGCUCACAGCCGAGGAACUGAGGAAGAGGAGACAAGCCUACUUUAAUCGGCAGCAGCAACAAGCACAACCGAACAUUCCUCAACAACCAGACACAAAAUCAACAGGUGGCUCAGGAUCAGUAAACACUAAGGAGGACCAACAACAAAAACCCAGCCAGUGAAUUUGUGAAAGGUUUACCUAUGUUGUUUACCUACUGCCUGGAUUGGCAACCCCAUACAGUGGUAGCUUUGCUCCCUCCUCUAACCUUUUGCACAUGCGAACAUAAGGACAGUCAGAAGGCUGACACCUUUCCCCUGGUUAGUUCGCUGACAGGCUACAGAGAAGAGAACAAUGACAAAGAAAAGGCAGCAGUUAGUCUAAUCUAACUCAGUAGGGCACUGAGGCUGGGAAAAGGGUGACCACAGAACUCAUGAUGCAGUUAAUCCAAGUUUGCAAUUGCCUUUGUACCAUGGCGCCUUCUAUUUCUAAUAUAUACUGUUUUUUUUAUUCUUGUAUUUUCUCUGGAAGAGAUGGAAAGGAAUCUUCAGCAUACAAAGGGUGUGUUUAUUUGCUUGAGGUGAAUGCAUAAAGAGAUGGCUAUUCUGUGUAAGCCAUAGGAGACCAACGUUUAGACCGCAGAUAAAGGCCUGACAGAUAAUGACAGAGCCUCGUAUUGGACUUGGGUUUGUAGGACAUACCCCAGUGCCCACCCCACCAGAACACCAGUGUGGUUUUGAAAUCAUUUGUUUUUGCAAUGUACUGAAACAUCUUUUGGCCAGCAGUACUAACAUGUAUGGGUCAUUUAUUCCUGACAUCAAUCAUUUUACCUGUGAAUAUCUACAAGUGAACUCCCAAGGUAUUUAGACACCAAUGUAUUUUUGAUGUUUAAGCUUAUAAGCGGGCAUAAUGAAAUUUAAGACUACAAAGCUUACAAACACAACAUAAGGGUGUUUUGUCCAUCUUGGAUGGAACAAAUUCAUUAUACAGAGCUAUUUGUUGAAUCUAAGAUACUUUUGACUGACAUAUAUUUUUCAUAUCAUGUCCAUAAUAAGUUGACAUGCAAUGAGGAAAAAAGAUGAAAUCUGUGAACAUUAUGAAACUGCAGCUGAUAGAUAAAUACAUUGUUUAUUUAUCCAGCACAGUAUGAUCACUUAAAACCAAAAAGACUCUGACAUGUCCAAACAGCCUACCUAGUACACCACUUCCUAUGUUGUUUUUCUUCAUCAGUAUUUGUCAUCAUCUGUAUAGGGAAUUUAUUAUAAAGAAAAGAUUGUUAAAAUGAUAAUUCCCAUUAACAUCACAGUCUACAGGUACAGUCCCUGACAUCCUUGUUUAAUUUCACUGAUUUGACUUAUCCUGUAUUCCAAUAAGACUUAGAGCAGUGUUGUACACAUUAGUUGAGUUAAAUCAUGGGUUAAAGCUAUGGAUGCCAAUGGCUAAUUGAUGACCUUCGGAAAUAAGAGUAAAAUGGUAAGAAUGGGGGUGGGGGUCUGUUAUUUAACCUGACAAUUUGUAUAAUAUAAAAUCCAAAGAACGAAACAAAAUAUCAAAAAUGUGUCACCAUGCAUACACUUCGAAGAAUUCAUUGUACUCUUUUUGCAUUCAAUUCUGACCAUGACUUGUUAAAAAUCUCUGGCAUUUUCAAUCUACAAGCUUCCAUCCAGUCCUGUAAAAGAAAAUCUGGUUACAACGCACAAUGUUGAAGAUAAACCACAUUACAGCAUUUAAAAAUGUACAUUUGUUUACAGUUGUAAUGUCUUCUGGAACCAUACAGCAUUGAUAUAUCUUAAUGUCUCCACAAAAGUAUUGGAUGUCAUGUAAAGACUUUUUGUGCUAGAUGACUUCCAGGAAGAUUCCAUGAUUUCAUUAUUGUUUUUGUUUCCUUUUGAUUUGUUAGGCUUUUUGUUCUAUUUAAAAUGCACUUGUGAAAGAUUAUAAAAUGUUGGUAGCUGGGUUUUUUAUCAUUACAUUAUUUUCACUCACUGCAUUCUUAAAAUAAAUACUAAUUCAUCAUUUUUGUUACACUUCAUGUUACCACAGCACGUUCUCUCAUUUAAUGUAUUAGUUCUUGUUCCAGGAUUAAAGUGAUAUU